Molecule: messenger RNA, 1824 nt
Organism: Nasonia vitripennis (jewel wasp)
Lineage: Eukaryota; Metazoa; Arthropoda; Insecta; Hymenoptera; Pteromalidae
Product: coiled-coil domain-containing protein 174
Exons: 2
Coding region: 237-1736 (499 amino acids)
Cellular component (GO): nucleus
Source: RefSeq, a predicted model, not a curated record
AAGUGAAUCGAAGCACGUCCAAUCAAUGUCCGAGAUACUCCUCCCAUUUCUAUAUUUUAUUAUACAUAUAUAUGCAUAUAUCAUAUAUGUGUGUAUGUAUGUACAGUUUGUGUCACAAUAAAGUUGAAAGUUGAUGUAAAUAUAAUUGUAUAAAUACCUUCAGGCGUGUAUACAGAACCUAUUAGUUUUAUAAUGUAAAUACAAAUAUUAAAACAGGUCACUCGCAAACUUCCAAGAUGAAUGCUGAAAGUAAAAUUAAUAUUCACCAUUCUUCUUUGGUUGGUUUGAAGGCAGAAUUGCUCAGGAAAAAAGCAGAAGUCGAAGCAGCCAAAGCCAAAUUUGAAAAUGUUGGACCAGUUAAUAGAUCAAAACCUAAUGAGAGGAAAACUCAAGAAAAACAGAAUAAAAAGCAAACUGAAAAGGAUGGAAAAAAUAAUCUGUCAGAAGAUGUAGAAGAUGUUAAAGCACUCAAAAAAUCAAAACUGAUGUUGCAAGCAAAAUCUAGGUUAUACGAAAAAUUGGCAAAAAGCCAUAAUAAUAUGAACCCAAACUUUCUUGUGGAUUUUGAACAUAAGCCUGAUAGUUCAGACCACUCUGAAGAAGAAAAUUCAAAGAACAAUGGUGUAAAUGAAAAUGAAAGUGAUUAUGAUUCUGAUGAUGGAUGGGUUGAAUAUACGGAUUGUUUUGGUCGCACAAGAAAGUGUUUACGGGAAGAUUUACCAAAAAUGCAGGAAAAAGAUGAUUAUCUAAUGAAGACCGUAGUUGAAAAAGAACAGCACAAAGAAAAGAAAGAAAAACCUUUGUUCUUUGAAGAUAGAUUACCAGAAAAAGAACCUGAAAUCGAAAUGAUGAGAAGAAAAUGGGAGGAAGAAACGGCAAAGUUAGCAAAUAAAGUUGAUAUUCACUACCAAGAUGUCCUUUUUGACGAAGCAAGGACACACGGUGUAGGAUACUACGCCUUUUCUCAAGAUGAGGAAGAAAGAGCUAAACAGCAAGAAAAUUUAAUGAAACUGAGAAAAGAAACAGAACAAAAGCAAAAAGAAAAUCAAGAGAUACGUGACAUGAAAGAAAGAAUGCAGCAAAACCGGUUAAGAGUUGCUAGGUUGAGACAACGAAUAAGAGCAGGUUUGCCGGCUGAAGAAAGUGAAGAGGAAACUGUUGAGACCAGCUCGACUGACCCCUUGAGAGUGAAGGAUGAGGAAAAACAAGAUACCAAACAAGAAAAUGAGGAAAAAGAAAAGACAGAGUCAGACACAAAUCAAAGCAAAUCAUCAUCAGAUGAAAAACAGGCUUCAACUAAGAGGAAACAUGAAGAUGUUGAAAAUAAAAUAGAGGCCUUUGGAAAGAUAUUAGGUAAAAGUAAUGAAUGGUAUGUGAUGUCACAAGAAGAAUGGACUAUGAAGAAGAGAAAAGAAAGGAUACAAGAGUUUGCACCGGUUUACAACAAUUUCCAAAGAGGUGAAUCUUUCGACCUUAAAAAUUGUGACGCAAAUAAAAAUCAAGAUUUACCAAAAUCAAAUCAAGAUGAGAGCAGCAAUGAUUCGGAUAUCAUUGGACCAUUGCCAGCACCUAAUUAUGCACCAGAAUUGAAAGAACAAAUACCACUUCCUCCUGCAAAUGAUGUUUCACAAAUUUCUGGAGAUUCAACAGAUCAUGCAAGUGUCAAUAUUGCAGAUCAAAUCGCAGCUGGAUUGAAGUAUUUGAGAAAACAGUUUGAAAGCAAACACCAUCAGUGACCAGCUAAUAGAAUGUUUGCUAUCAGUUACUAGACAGUUUUGUACAAAUUUAUACUUGUUAAUAUUUAAUAGAAUUCUAAUUUAAAUG